Molecule: messenger RNA, 4190 nt
Organism: Xenopus tropicalis (tropical clawed frog)
Lineage: Eukaryota; Metazoa; Chordata; Amphibia; Anura; Pipidae
Gene: kcnj15
Product: potassium inwardly rectifying channel subfamily J member 15
Exons: 2
Coding region: 356-1465 (369 amino acids)
Biological process (GO): potassium ion transmembrane transport; metal ion transport; potassium ion transport
Cellular component (GO): membrane; plasma membrane
Molecular function (GO): inward rectifier potassium channel activity
Source: RefSeq, a predicted model, not a curated record
UGUAGAAAACUGCCUGUAUUCCUAGUAAGUGCCAGCAGUUCCUAUGAGGCAGGUGUGUGUGUGCAGGGCAAUGGGUGUUGAUAGGAAUAGAGCCAAGCAAUAAAAGCCAUAACAUAUUCUGGGCUGGAGAUUCUUCAGAAAGACAGCGCUGACAUCACACCGAGUCUUCUCAAAUUCCUCUCAGCCUUCCCUCCAUCAGGUAAUUCCAACCCAAACUUGUGCAAACUCGUUUUUUCUGUGAGAGCUGCAGUAGGCGACCGGCGUGGGACGAGCUCUGUUUACAAGUCAUGGCUUAACCCCGGCUGAAGGCUGCGAGACCUGGCCCCCUCGCUACAGGGCUGAACCAGGACAGAGGAUGGAUGCGGGACAUUCGGAUCUGUCGAACUGCCCACUUGUACCUGAUGAGAUCCACAUCGAAGGGAAGUCAGAGAGACCCAGAGUUAUCUCAAAAAGCGGACACAGCAAUGUGAAAAUUGACAAGGUGGAAGGAGUUUUCCUGCUUUACCUCCAGGACUUAUGGACCACUGUUAUCGAUAUGAAAUGGAGGUACAAGCUCACCCUGUUUGCUGCUACCUUCUUCCUGACAUGGUGCUUCUUUGGCGUCAUCUAUUUCGUUGUUGCCUUCAUCCAUGGCGAUAUGAAUAUUGAACCUUUGUCCAAUCAUACGCCCUGUGUAAUGAACGUUGACUCAUUUACCGGAGCGUUUCUCUUUUCCAUGGAAUCUCAGACGACGAUUGGCUACGGAUUCCGUUUCAUCACAGAAGAGUGUCCACUUGCCAUUUUCAUGCUGGUGGCCCAGUUGGUCGUUACGACGUUAAUUGAAAUAUUCAUCACAGGGACCUUCUUGGCCAAAAUAGCCAGACCCAAAAAGCGUGCAGAGACUAUCAAGUUCAGCAACAAGGCCGUUAUUACUAAACACAAUGGAAAGCUUUGCCUUGUGGUACAAGUGGCCAACAUGCGGAAAAGCCUCUUAAUACAAUGCCAGCUUUAUGGCAAACUUCUUCAUUCAUAUGAAACCAAAGAAGGCGAGAAGAUCCUUCUUCAGCAGGUCAACAUGAACUUUAACGUGGACUCUUCUUCGGAAAGUCCAUUUUUAAUUCUACCAUUGACAUUCUAUCAUGUGCUUGAUGAUAACAGCCCGCUGAAGGAUCUAACGGCUGACAAUAUAAAAACGAAGGAUUUUGAGCUCGUUGUUCUUCUGAACGCCACGGUGGAAUCCACCAGCACGGUGUGUCAGAGCCGGACGUCGUACCUCCCCGACGAGAUCUACUGGGGCUACGAGUUUGUGCCGGUGGUUUCCUUAUCUCCACAAGGGAAAUACGUCGCUGAUUUCAGCAAUUUUGACAAAAUCAGGAAAUGUAAAGUGAUAGAAACUAUUUAUCUUGUCAAUUUUGAGAAGCGCAAACUGGAGGAAAAGUACAGACAACAAGAAUUAAAAAACAGAGAGAAGCAAACGAAUGUUUAAUCUGCACAAUAGUUUUCUUUUUUUAAUGUGCCAUAAGAGUACAAGGCUAAGAAACAAAAGCUUGAGGAAUCGGUGUAUCAGUAAAUGCUACACCAGGGUAUAACCAUAAAGCUUUAUUUCUAUGGUGAAUUCAUUGUUGAAUACACUGGAACUGGAUUAAGCAAUGACAUACUCUGGGAAAUUGAAAAGCUUGCCGCCUAGUGUACUGGUCUCCAAAAGGACCACAUUUAGCAAAACUAAAAAAACAUUCACAAACGUCCAGUAGAAGACACCAAAUGUGAAAAUAAAGGUGGCAACAUGGACAAUGCAAGGCAGUAUGUCAAUGAAUUAAGACUUUUAGUGCCAUUAUGGUACCACUAUCCCUUUUGUCCUUAACAUCUCGUAAGCCUAUGAAGUUAACUGAUACUUCACAGCCCUCGGUACUCUUUGAUAUAAAAAAAAGUGUUGCAGGAAUAUAGUUGACUUUAUUUUUCUACAUUUUUGUCAGCCUGAUAUGCGCGAUACCUUAUGAUAACACAGAAGUCUGGUUUAUGUAGGGAAACAUCAAUCUUAGCAAUGUUUUAUGAGGCAGAAACACAAAAGAAGCAAUGGUAAAUGGUCCUGUGUAGGAUGGUGUGGGCAUUGUGUACAAUAGACAACUCUUAGUAAAACUGAGCAGCAGAACACUGAAGGGAAGAUUAAUAGGCUCCUAUAGUACCUAAUGUCCUAGCAGAUUUGUUCUUACGAAGGGUUGUCAUUAUGGGGUACAGGGUUUUGCAGGUUGCAAAGGGGAAAAGGUUUGUGGGGAGCAGGUUUGUGCAGAUAGAAGGCAUGGUUUGGCUAUAGUGGGGCAGGUCGGUGGCAUGACCACGCGUGCAUAGGGGAUUUUUUUUCAUUGGGGCCCCAUUCUGCUUGUUGACAAGGCUCAGUGCCCGUGGAGUCUGGGUGACUGGUUGGGAUUAUAAUUGGGCUCCAUAUGGAUGGAGAGUCCUUUAAACUUAGUAGUAUGGGGCCCCAUGAUUACUGAUGGUGAUCCUGUGCUUAAUAAAGAAAUACCUAUGCUAGCCUAGUUCUAUGUAAUGUCUGUGCAUAUGAGUUCCAGCUGAAUUGUAUUUAGUUCAUAGGAAUACUUACACAGGCAUAGUUGUAUGGUAUAUGUCUGUAUAGGCUAUGGCCAAACCCAGGGGACUAUUCCUGCUUAGUAGAGGGCAAUACCUACGCUGCUAUGAGAAAAGGAUUUAUAACAAGUUUAGCAACAUUAUUGAGCCUUUGAAGUCCAGGUAUGUGACCAGGGGUAAAUGUAUAGCCACUUAGCCAGUGUGGAGGGCAGAACUCGGAGGUGUUGUGGGUGAUAUAGAUAUUGUAUGACAAGAAACUUCACUGUGAGUUCAGCACUGCCUUGUAUCAUCUUGACUUGGGGUAGAUUUACAAAGUGCACUGCUGGUGGGACACUUUGUGGUCUCUCAAUGAUUGUUAUGCCCAUAGAGUGCCACUAUACAGAAAAGUCUUGUUAUAUUAGGGGUGGGGGGGGGGGCUUAGAUGAAGAGAAUACAUUUCAUGAACACCUCUACUUAAGAUUAUAAGGUUAUUGGUUGGUUGUCUACUGGAUGUACCCACUGUAGGUUACAAACAUAUUCUAACGACUGUUUAGGUAUUUACCCAUGCCCUUCAGAUUCCAAAGCUUUGGGUGAGAGUAAGCAGGUCCUUUGUAACGUCCUGGAAACAAAGGAAGGAGCUGAAAAGAUACAUUUGAGGCUGGGGCUCUUUAAAAUAUGGAAGAACAAAUGUAUUUUGGGUUUAUUUGAACUAUAAUGUCAAUGAUACAGUCUUUGGGGAACCAGUAGGAACAGCCUUAAGUCAAAGGGUAAAGAGAACUACCCUACACCCAUUGAACAAACCAUAUACCUUACUAUUCAUGGGUGAGUGAUGAGUUGCAUGUUGGCGGAACCAAACGCAUUGGGAAAUAUCAAGCAGUUCAACAUUUUAUAUCACAUGACACAUAGGCACGGCCAUAUUGAGUAAGCAGUGACCUUGGUCAUGAGUGGUUGACCUCAAGCUUUGAUUGACAAGAGGAAAUUACCUCAUUGGGACCUUAGAGCAACUAUGUUUCCAAGCCUUACCUUACCUCCUUGUUCCAACGCCAGCCAAUAGGAACAUUUUGAUUGUGAUGACUUCAUAGCAUAGAAGUCACAUGACACCUUCACUUCGGGUCAUUUUGCCUGUGCUUACAGGGGUAUCUUCUGCAUUGUAUAUAUUGCUCAUACCUGGGGUAAUCAUUGUUUUGUAGGAGUCGCUUUGAUUGCUAUAGUGGUUGUCACAUUCAUAUUCAGCCAAUCACAGACCAUUUCUUUAAGAAUCUGUAAUCACAGGCCAAACGUCUUCCUCACUUUUCAAAAGACUUAAUUUCACCGCUAAUUAAGGACAAAGAACUUGUACCCUGUGACGAUCAGUUUCAUGGAAGCUGAUCAGCUGCUAAUAUUUAUCUGUAAUCUAUUGAAAGUAAAUUAAAAUAAUCACUGUAAAUUACCUUUGUAUGUGAAUAUUGUUUUGCCCUUUUUUUAAAAAAAAAUAAAGAAAAACGUCCAUCGGUUUUGCACAAUUUUAUAUUUGUUUUUGGGUGGCGGGGAUUUCUGUACUAAAGAGCCAGCGUUUGUUUAUAUCGCAGAGUUUCCAUUUGCAGCUGUAUCUCAUUGCCAACAUUAUGCAUUUUGUGGAUUGUUGUCAAUAAAAUAAUAAUUUGAAUAUA